AUGGAUCUUCUGGACAAAGAUGGUGACUGCAUACACUUCAUCAUUGAUGCCAGUGGCAAGCUGAAAGAGUACGUCAAUGGCAAGCUGGAAAUCGAGGAUGUGCGAUGGCUCGAGUACAGCGCCGGCUCUGGAAGCAUUUCCGACGCCAAGGGCGUGUUCCAACUCCAGGAGCAAGACCAGGUGGAAAAGGCACUGGGCCUCCAUGCCCUGGCGAGUCGAGCGGGCAUCGACUGGCGUGGCGAUGCGCCUCCACCCCCCCGAAGCCUGCUGAUCACCGACACGGAUGGAGACAGGUUGGAGUUUGUCUUCAACGAGGACGGCAAGCUCCAGGAGUUCAACAACGGGGAGGUGGAUCUUGAGGAGGUCACCACCAUGUGCUUCAAGUUCGCUGAUGGAUCCGUCACUGACGACACAGGAGUCUUCACCCUGCCACCCAGAGAAUGUAUGCAGAAAGUCGCUGCGCUGUACGCGCUGGCGCUUCAGGCGGGCAUCCGAUGGACCGGCGACCAUCCGUUGCAGGCGAUGCCUCUCUGUGUCUCCGUGCAGCCGGUCGGCAGCGAGCCGAAGGUUCUUGACAUCGAGAACUGCGCAGGGGACUGGGAGUACGAAUGUCCCAAGCUUUGGGAAAGCUUGACCCCGACGGAUGUGCCGAAUCAGCGCUUCUGCAGCGUCUGCAAGGAGAACGUCUACUUCUGUGAGUCCAUCGAGGAGAUCAACGCGCACAGCAUGCAGCGGCGUUGCGUGGCCUUCCUGGCGCGUGAAGCCGGCGUUGGCGCGGCAUCUGCCACCACGAAAGACAGCCGUGGCCUCUCCUUGCACAUUGCCUUGCUGUCCGGGGAAGAGCUUCCCCAACUGAGCCUCCCAGCAGAAGCCAGCGUCCACGACGUCAAGAAGGUGGGACAACUCGUUUUAGGGUUUAGGGUUAGGGUUGAGGGCUUAGGGUUUGGGGUUUUAGGGUUUAGGGUUUAG
Messenger RNA from Symbiodinium natans, 969 nucleotides. Lineage: Eukaryota; Dinophyceae; Suessiales; Symbiodiniaceae. The record is from the annotation of a GenBank genome assembly.